This is a messenger RNA of Anopheles marshallii, 1869 nucleotides long. RefSeq lists its product as uncharacterized. NCBI's taxonomy places the organism in Eukaryota, Metazoa, Arthropoda, Insecta, Diptera, Culicidae. The transcript has 2 exons. The record is from RefSeq and is a predicted model, not a curated record. Bases 1 to 1869 code for a protein of 622 amino acids.
AUGCUACUUAUGAAGUUGGAUCGUGCCACAUUUCUAGCAUGGGAGAAACAUUCAGUGCACUUUACGACGGACAAGUACAUGGACGUGGUACAUUUUGUACAAGACCGGAUUCAAAUCUUAAAGUCGACUAACAAUUUCGCGAGUGAUAUAGUCGAUGGUUCGAGAAAGGUGGCCGGCACCUUGCGCUCAUCACCACCGCGUCGAUCGAUCGCCAACGCAGCGUCUUCGCGAUCAUCUCCCAUUACGCCAAAUUACAAGUGUCCUUUAAAGUGCGUAGAUAGUCACCUUCUUCCAAACUGUCCAGUGUUCUCUGGAAAGGACGUACAACAGCGUCGGGAAAUGGUAGCAUCAAAGCAGCUGUGUUGGAAUUGCUUGAGUGAUUCCCAUCAGGCAAAAGCUUGCAAGUCGGACUAUACAUGUCGUACCUGUCACCAGCGUCACCAUACACUGCUACAUACUCCUACUUUCAACUCAACAAUCGCUAUGGCAGUGCAAAACAACCAUGGAAUGGUGUUUUUGGAAACGGUGCGGUUGUACAUCCUAGAUGGCUACGGAAACCGUCAUGAGGCAAGGGCUCUCCUCGAUUCGGGCUCUAUGUCAAAUUUCAUCUGUGAUUCGCUGGCUCGGAAGCUUCUGGGGAUACCUCGGAACAAGGUUCACGUAUCGAUCCUGGGCAUCGGCAAUUCAUUACAGUUGAUGAAGGGAUCAAUCUUUGCAACUGUGGAAUCCCGAAACCUUACACAUGCUUCUCAGCUGGAGCUACUCAUCUUGGAUUCUCCAUUUAUGGAAAUCCCAACGUCGCCCAUUGAUACAUCGUCGUGGAAGCUUCCGGAAUUGCCACUAGCAGACCCAUCGUUCUUUGUUCCUGACAAGAUCGACAUCAUCAUUGGCGGAGAUACGUACUGGGAGCUUCAUUCCGGUAGAAAACGUUCGCUCGGCAGAGGAAAACCAUGGCUAGUGGAGACGUCAUUCGGUUGGGUCAUCGCUGGAAACACGUCAUCGGGUGCUUCGCAUGGUUCACAGUUGUGUCAUCUGGCUGCCAAUGAAACGCCUUCAUUGGAAUCGGUUAUGGAGCGUUUCUGGGAUACCGAGACAAUUGGCGAUGAUACUGCCUUAUCUGCGGAAGAGGAUGCCUGUGAGAAGCAUUUCGUGACCACCACAACCAGAGAGGCAUCCGGCAGGUAUGUUGUCUGUUUGCCACAAAAUAAUAAUCCCAGUAUCGUUUUAGGAGAAUCAAAGGCGAUUGCUGAUCGUCGGCUCCUUGCGGUGGAACGAAGGUUAAGAUCGAAUCAUGUGAUGAAGGAAGAAUACAGCAAAUUCAUGAAGGAGUACGAGCGUUUAGGUCACAUGAAGCGACUUACCGAACCGGUCGAUGAUACCUAUGAGCAUUACUAUUUGCCUCAUCAUGCGGUAGUAAAGGAGACGAGCACAACCACUAAGGUCAGAGUAGUGUUUGAUGCAUCCUGUAAAACUUCCUCAGGAUUUUCCUUAAAUGACAAAUUAUUGGUGGGACCGGUGAUCCAAGACGACCUGUUUUCGAUUAUUGUACGUUUUCGGUCACAUUCCAUCGCCCUAUCAGCGGACGUCGAAAAAAUGUACCGUCAAAUUCUACACGAUGAUCGCGACCAACGGUACCUUCGCAUAAGAUACAGAGAAGACCCAACAGAGCCCAUUCAAACUUACCAGCUACAAACGAUUACAUACGGAACUGCGUCCGCUCCGUUCCUGGCAACUAGAACACUGAAGCAAAUAGCUCAUGAUCAUCAAACACAGUACCCGUUAGCAGUUAACGCAGUACUGAACGACUUCUACGUAGACGACUUAUUAACGGGUACAGAAGAAAUUUCGGAUGCAAUCGAGAUGCGCUAG